GUAUGACAGUCAAUGAAAAUGGGAUUACAGUAUUAAAUGGAAAUUAAAAGCGUAAUCCUUAAUUAGAUGAUAUUAUUACAAUAAUGGGUGAAGCUUCUGCUUUUGUAAUUUACAUCUAUUUUAUAAAUUAGGCAUAAAAUUUGAAAUAAGUUAUUACAAGUCCAAUUAGAUUCUUUUAAACAGAUUAAAAGAUGUAUAUUAAAUCAGAAGGAAAAGUAAUUCUGUGAAAUAUUUGUCAGCAUUGUUUAGGGAUUCUAAAAAUAGGAAGAAAAAACUUAUUUUAUAGAGAUUUAAAUGGAGUAAUUAAAGAAAUCUAACCAAUUUGUGUUUUAGACUUUUAUGUACAUGAAUCAGUUCAAAGAAAAGGCAUAGGCAAAGAACUUUUUGAAGAAAUGUUAAGAUAAGAAAUGUUGAGACCAGAAAAAUUGGGAUAUGAUCGACCAUCACCAAAAUUAUUGGGAUUCCUUAAGAAGUACUACAAUUUAUAAACUUAUAUACCUUAAAAUAAUAAUUAUGUUAUCUACUCCCAAUAUUUUGAUAAUAAAUAGACUAAUAUUUCAUAAUAAUAAUUUGCAUAAAAAAAUCAUUAAUAAUAAUAAAACCCUUAAUUAGUUAACUAGUAAACAUAAUAAUAAAGAGUUUAACCAUAAUAAACUCCAUAGAAAAUGGAUUAAUUAGAUUAAAUGAUGCAAUAAAUGACUUUAGAAUCAAAAUAAUAAUAUUAAUCAUUUUAAAAAAGUAAAGCUUAACCACCUUGGGCAACUGAUUAAAAAUAAUUUUAAAAUGUAUAAUAUAUAAUGAUUACAUUUUAGAUGUAUUAAACAACAACUGGACUCAUGUCAGCUUAAAUUCAUAAAAAAUGA
Messenger RNA from Paramecium pentaurelia, 863 nucleotides. The record is from the annotation of a GenBank genome assembly. NCBI's taxonomy places the organism in Eukaryota, Ciliophora, Oligohymenophorea, Peniculida, Parameciidae.